AUGGCUGAUAUUGAAGCACAGGUUGCUGUUGACUCGGAUGAAACCGACUCGGCAUUUGGCGACGAUUCGGCAUCCGAAACCACGUCCCUCAAAUCCGCCGUAUACAACUACAAAUACCGCAAUGGUCGGCGAUACCAUGCGUACAAGGAAGGAACAUAUUGGGGUCCCAACGACGAGACGCAAUCGGAUCAGCUGGAUAUAACCCACCACAUCUGCCUCCUCUUGCUCGACGGUGAGCUGUGUCUGGCUCCGAUCAAGAAACAGCCAAUGCAUGUUUUGGAUCUCGGAACUGGCACCGGUAUAUGGGCCAUCGACUUUGCCGACAGAUAUCCAUCAGCCGAGGUCAUAGGAACUGACCUUUCCCCUACCCAACCCUCCAUGGUCCCGCCCAACGUACGCUUCGAGAUCGACGACUUUACCGAACCCUGGCUAUUUAAGAAGGAUCAUUUCGACUUUAUCCACGUCAGAUCCUUGUACGGCUGUGUAGCUGACUGGUCGACUUUUUACAAAGAAGCACUCGAUGCCCUCGAACCCGGCGGCUACAUCGAACAGCUCGAAAUCAGCGUCGUCCUAAAAUCCGACGACGGCACCGUCACCCCCGGCUCCAUCUUCGACCGCUGGGGCAAGAUCUCGCUCGAGCUCGGCGACAAAUUCGGCAAAUCCCUCCGCACAGUCGACGAAUCGCGUGCGGGGCUCGAAGCAGCAGGCUUUGUCAACGUGGUAGAACGGCGCUGGAAGCUGCCGGUAGGAGGAUGGCCGGCGGAGAAGAGGUUCAAGGAGUUGGGCCAGUACAAUCGGAUCAACUGGGAGCAGGGCAUCGAAGGGUGGAGCUUGUACCUGUUGACGACGGUGAUGAAGUGGAGUAAGGAGGAGGUUGAGGUUUAUCUUGCGCAUAUGAGGACGGCGCUGAGGGAUCGGAGUAUCCAUGCUUAUCAAGAGGUAUCGCUGGUCUACGGACAGAAGCCGCCGAGGCCAAGGAAGGAUGAUGAUGAGUGA
Molecule: messenger RNA, 996 nt
Organism: Alternaria arborescens
Lineage: Eukaryota; Fungi; Ascomycota; Dothideomycetes; Pleosporales; Pleosporaceae
Exons: 10
Coding region: 1-996 (331 amino acids)
Molecular function (GO): methyltransferase activity
Source: RefSeq, a predicted model, not a curated record